Ilex paraguariensis (yerba mate) is the source of this 1802-nucleotide messenger RNA. Lineage: Eukaryota; Viridiplantae; Streptophyta; Magnoliopsida; Aquifoliales; Aquifoliaceae. The record is from the annotation of a GenBank genome assembly.
GAAGUGACUGGAGGACCUGAGGUUCCAUUCCACCCAGGGAGGGAGGACAAGAGCGAGCCACCAGUUGAAGGUCGCUUACCUGAUGCUACUAAGGGUUCCGACCACUUGAGGGAUGUAUUUGUUAAGCAGAUGGGACUUAGUGACAAGGACAUUGUCGCUCUCUCUGGUGGCCAUACCCUGGGAAGGUGCCACAAGGAGCGUUCUGGAUUUGAGGGACCCUGGACCACCAACCCUCUCAUCUUUGAUAACACCUACUUUACAGAACUCCUGAGUGGAGAAAAGGAAGGGCUUAUACAGCUUCCAUCUGACAAGGCACUUAUCUCUGACCCUGCAUUUCGUCCCCUAGUUGAGAAAUAUGCUGCGGAUGAAGAUGCCUUUUUUGCAGAUUAUGCAGAAGCUCAUAUGAAGCUUUCUGAACUGGGAUUUGCUGAUGCCUAAGCUAAUGAACAAUGCGAAUGGUAGCCUGUUUUUGUUUUGAAUUUUAUGCUUUGAGUAACUUGGGUUUUAGCAUGGUGGUGGUGGCACUGGGAUAGGUUUUGAGCUGCUUCCGCUGGACAUUGAUGCUAGCAACCUAUGAUAUGGUCAUUAUCUUACCUUGAAAUAAUAAAAACUAUGGAUCUCUGUGUGUGCGUGUGCAAUGAGUUGGGUAGGCAUGUUAUACAAACUUUUGGGAUAACUCAAUCCAAUUAAUAGCCCUAAUGCAAACCCUGCUCUAGCCACCCUCGUCGCAACCAAUCCAAAGACCUUUGAUUUGUAAUAGAGGUAGUGGCCACCACUAGAGCGAUGAUUUCCGAACCCAUUAAAGUACAGGGAAUGGAUUGGUAUUAAGGCUCUUGUUGUCAGGUUCUACAUAACUAAAUCUGGCAGAGUGCAGCAGAUAUAAUUAAGUUGGAUUAGGAUAUAUACAUAAAUAAGUUCGCUAAGUGCAUCAGAUCCACUCCGAAGUAUGUUGAAUUAUAUUGGGCAAAUUGUACUUUGCACCUUAAAAGAUUUUAAGAUUUUUAUUUUGCACUUUUAAAAAUUAAAAUUUUUUAUAUUGCUUCUUUAAUGUAUUAAAAAUAGUGCAAUAUGAUUUUUUGUUAGUUUUUUGUGUGGGUCAAUGCUGGAUUUUGACGGAAAAAAUAAUAUAAGUUAACAAAAUAGUUGUAUCGUAACAUUUUUGAUACAUUGAUGAUGUAAUAUGAAAAAUUUAAGGAUACAAAGCGAGAAAUUUAAAAUCUUUUAACGGAAAGUGUAAGAAAUCCAAUUAUAUUUUGGAACCAAUUAGUCCACUGGGAAAAAUUGAUGGGGGUAACACGUGGGAGUGAUUGGAGGAAAAAAAAUAGUUUUAAUCGAAUAACUCAAAAAUCUGAUAAUAAUGAAUUAGGGAGGAAUACUUUUUCCAAUACAUCUCUCUGACAAUUUUAUUUUUGUUACAUUUACAAAUAGAUUAAUUGCAUUGUUUGCUCAUCCAUGUGCCUAUCCUUUUUGAAGGUCAAUCAGAUAGAUUGGCGGUGCUACUCUUUCUAGGAGAAGAGAGGUUCAAAUGAGUUCUCUUUUAACUAAGUUGUAAAGAUUCCUCACGCGUGGGUCACUGUUUACCAUCCCAAAAACUAAAUAACAGAAGGCAAAAAGGGCUACCAGAGUCCUAGAGACAGAUAUGUAAAGGAAAGAAUAACGAAUUUUCUCAUAUUUUAAAAAUCUAUUUGUCUGAAUUAUUCUUUAAUAGUUAUAGACAUUUCAAGUCGCAAAGAACACUAUUGCAAUCCCCAACCAAAUUGUAUUUCUAUAUAUUUAUAGUGAUAUGACUUAAGAGUUGAGAU